Molecule: messenger RNA, 3377 nt
Organism: Beta vulgaris subsp. vulgaris (sugar beet)
Lineage: Eukaryota; Viridiplantae; Streptophyta; Magnoliopsida; Caryophyllales; Amaranthaceae
Product: DNA damage-binding protein 1-like
Exons: 16
Cellular component (GO): nucleus
Molecular function (GO): protein binding; nucleic acid binding
Source: RefSeq, a predicted model, not a curated record
UCUCCUCCAUUGACUAACUGCUUUCGUCUGUGUGCUCUACAGGGUGAAGCGCAAGAUUUCUUAUUCAUUGCAAUUGAACGAUAUAAAUUUUGUGUUCUUCAGUGGGAUCCUGAGACAUCAGAGCUCGUCACCAGAGCGAUGGGAGAUGUUUCAGAUCGCAUUGGUCGUCCAACUGACAAUGGACAGAUUGGCAUCAUCGAUCCUGAUUGCAGAUUGAUUGGACUCCAUCUGUAUGAUGGCCUUUUUAAGGUGAUCCCAUUUGACAAUAAAGGACAGUUGAAAGAAGCAUUUAACAUCAGGCUCGAGGAGCUUCAAGUACUCGAUAUAAAGUUUCUAUAUGGCUGUGCACGACCUACAAUUGUAGUUCUUUACCAGGAUAAUAAAGAUGCUCGUCAUGUAAAAACAUACGAGGUCUCGUUAAAGGACAAAGAUUUUAUUGAAGGGCCCUGGUCCCAGAAUAAUCUUGAUAACGGGGCUGAUUUGCUUAUUCCAGUUCCACCUCCAUUCUGCGGAGUCAUCAUUGUGGGGGAGGAGACAAUUGUAUACUGCAGUGCCACUGCAUUUAGAGCGAUUCCCAUAAGUCAGUCAAUUACAAGAGCCUAUGGAAGGGUGGAUGCUGAUGGUUCUCGAUAUUUGCUUGGUGAUCAUGCAGGACUUCUGCAUUUGCUUGUUAUCACUCAUGAAAAAGAGAAAGUUACUGGACUGAAAAUUGAGCUUUUGGGGGAGACAUCUAUUGCAUCAACCAUAUCAUACUUGGAUAAUGCAUUUGUUUAUGUUGGCUCAAGCUAUGGAGACUCACAGCUCAUAAAAUUAAAUUUACAACCAGAUGCAAAAGGAUCAUAUGUAGAAGUUUUGGAAAAAUAUGUUAAUUUGGGCCCGAUUGUAGACUUCUGUGUGGUGGACCUGGAGAGGCAAGGUCAAGGCCAAGUGGUAACUUGCUCUGGAGCAUACAAAGAUGGUUCUCUUCGUAUAGUGCGGAAUGGAAUUGGGAUAAAUGAACAGGAAUCAGUAGAGCUUCAAGGAAUCAAGGGAAUGUGGUCCCUAAGGUCAUCAACUGAUGACGUAUAUGAUACGUUUUUGGUCGUUAGCUUCAUCAGUUAGACCAGGAUUUUAGCUAUGAAUCUUGAGGAUGAAUUGGAAGAAACAGAAAUUGAAGGGUUUGACUCACAAGUGCAAACUUUAUUUUGCCAUGAUGCUUUGUAUAACCAACUUGUGGAAGUCACUUCAAACUCUGUUAGACUGGUUACUUCGGUAUCUAGAGAACUACGAAAUGAGUGGAAAGCACCGACAGGAUAUUCUGUGAAUGUUGCUACUGCCAAUGCCUCUCAGGUUCUACUUGCCACUGGUGGUGGGCAUCUUGUUUAUCUGGAAAUUGGUGAUGGAAUCUUGACUGAAGUGAAACAUGCACAAUUGGAGUAUGAGAUAUCAUGCCUUGACAUAAAUCCCAUUGGUCAAAAUCCAAAUUUCAGUCAACUAGCUGCUGUUGGAAUGUGGACGGAUAUUAGUGUUCGGAUAUUUUCACUUCCAGAUCUUAAUCUUAUCACUAAGGAAAAUCUCGGUGGAGAGAUAAUUCCUCGCUCCGUUCUUUUAUGCUCUUUUGAAGGGAUAUCUUACUUAUUAUGUGCUCUUGGAGAUGGCCAUCUCCUGAAUUUCAUAUUGAACAUGAGUUCUGGUGAACUGACUGACCGGAAGAAGGUGUCUCUGGGUACACAACCAAUUACACUCAGGACAUUCUCAUCUAAGAAUGCUACUCAUGUAUUUGCUGCUUCUGAUCGGCCAACUGUUAUAUACAGCAGCAAUAAAAAGCUACUUUACAGCAAUGUAAAUCUCAAGGAAGUCAGCCAUAUGUGCCCCUUCAAUUCUGCAGCUUUCCCUGACAUCCUUGCAAUUGCAAAAGAAGGCGAACUUACAAUUGGUACCAUUGAUGAUAUUCAGAAGCUUCAUAUUCGGUCUAUCCCCCUUGGCGAGCAUGCUCGGCGUAUCUGUCACCAGGAACAAACUCGCACCUUUGCCAUAUGUAGUUUGAAGUACAACCAAGCUAGUGCAGAUGAAUCUGAAAUGCAUUUUGUGCGUUUGUUGGAUGACCAAACCUUUGAGCACAUAUCAGCUUAUGCGCUUGAUACCUAUGAAUGUGGUUGCUCUAUACUGAGUUGCUCAUUCUCAGACGACAGCAAUGUUUACUACUGUGUAGGGACAGCAUAUGUUUUACCGGAGGAAAAUGAGCCAACCAAGGGAAGAAUCCUUGUUUUUGUGGUUGAGGAUGGGAAGCUGCAGCUCAUUGCUGAGAAAGAAACAAAAGGAGCUGUGUACUCGCUUAAUGCUUUCAACGGGAAGUUGCUUGCUGCCAUCAAUCAGAAAAUUCAGCUUUAUAAGUGGAUGCUCCGAGAUGAUGGUACGCGUGAGUUACAGUCAGAGUGUGGACACCAUGGCCACAUUCUUGCCUUGUAUGCUCAAACUCGUGGGGAUUUCAUUGUCGUUGGAGAUCUGAUGAAGUCAAUUUCUCUGCUGAUAUAUAAGCACGAGGAAGGUGCUAUUGAGGAACGUGCGCGGGACUACAAUGCAAAUUGGAUGUCAGCUGUAGAGAUUCUUGAUGAUGAUAUAUAUCUUGGUGCAGAAAAUAAUUUCAAUCUUUUCACAGUAAGAAAGAAUAGCGAAGGUGCAACUGAUGAGGAGCGUGCACGCUUGGAAGUGGUUGGGGAAUACCACCUUGGAGAAUUCAUCAAUCGUUUCCGCCACGGUUCUCUUGUUAUGCGGUUGCCAGAUUCUGAUAUUGGUCAAAUACCAACUGUGAUCUUUGGAACUGUUAAUGGUGUAAUAGGGGUGAUUGCCUCCCUUCCACAUGAGCAGUACAUCUUCCUCGAGAAGCUACAAUCAAAUAUGAGGAAGGUUAUCAAGGGCGUAGGAGGAUUGAGUCAUGAACAUUGGCGGUCCUUUUACAAUGAAAAGAAGACAGUAGAUGCUAGAAACUUCCUUGAUGGGGAUCUGAUUGAAUCUUUCCUUGAUCUCAGUCGUGGUCGUAUGGAGGAAAUUUCAAAAGCAAUGGGUGCUUCGGUUGAGGAGCUUAGCAAGAGAAUUGAGGAGCUGACCAGAUUGCAUUAAUCUACUUUACCUGCAAAUGAGGCUUCUAUACAUAUCUUUUAGGCAUCCCCUCCCCCCUCCCAUUUCUUCCAAGUUUUGUUCAACUUGUGGGCUCAUGUCUCAUGUUGAUUUGUUCAAUGUUGUAGCAAGUAGCAACAAUAAGUCAGUGGAUUGAUGAAUCAUAGUAUUUCCUCUCCUCAGCCAAUCUUGGCGACGAGAGUUUGCCUCCUAAUGACUAGGUGUUCAUUGUAUCUGUUUGUGUAUGUUCAUGAAGUAAAAUUUACAUCUACAUGUUUGAA